AUGGCUCAGCAGAACUAUUCAGGGGCUGCCAUUUACCGGUGCAACCGCAACGAAGCAACAACGCCGUUUGAGUACCUCUACGCAUGCAACGGCCAACGCUCCUCUUGCAGGGCUUUCCUGAUCUUCACAGCCAAGUCUCCAUAUGCUACAGCUGCUGCCAUUGCGAACCUGAGCUCGUCGGACCAAGCUGAAGUUUCACGAAUCAACAACGUCACGACAUUCAAAGUCCUCCCAGAAGGACAAGAGGUCAUCAUCCCAGUUGAGUGCUCGUGUUCAGGUCAAAAAUAUCAAGCCACCACCACUUACCGGAUCCGAUCCUACGAGACCUACUUCAUAAUUGCAGACAAGACCUUCAAGGGAUUGUCCACCUGCGACGCGCUUAAGCAUGCAAAUACAUACCAGGAUACGAGUUUGUUACCUGGGCAAGUAUUGCGAGUUCCACUCAGGUGUGCAUGUCCAACAGCAGAACAAGCUGAUGCCGGGACAAAACUUUUGCUGACUUACCCGGUCGGCCAUGGUGAUACUCUUCUUGGCUUAAGCAAAAGAUUCAAUGUAAGUGUAGUGAGUAUAUAUGAGGCCAACCGUUUACUGGAUGAGUUUGCCAAGAUCCAGCCUUUCACAACCAUCCUCAUCCCUUUGCCAAGUGAACCGUCACAUUCCCAAGCUAUAAGCCGGAGGUAUAAUGCGACUACUUCACCACCUAUGCCUCCUCCCGUUGCUCUGAAUAGCCGAUCAAACAGGGCUCCUUUGAUUGUUGGCAUUGCUGCAGGAUCUUUUUUUCUGCUAAUAUUGCUGCUUCUAGUCCUUUUGUUUCUAUCUCAUAAGAAAAGAGCACAGGUUGUAGAGGGUAGAGGAGGAAAUGCAACUUCUCCACAAGACUUGAUUCUUGAAAUUGCAAGAUUUGAUCGAGCCCUCAAAGCAUACAAAUUCUCAGAAAUAAGGAAGGCUACAAGAAAUUUCAGGUCCAGGAGCAGGAUCAAAGACCACGAGUACCGGGGAACUUUCAAAAGAGAAGUUUUGGCUGUUAAAAAGAGUAGUGCGAAUGCAGAGCACGAGGUAAAGAUGCUGUAUAAGAUAAAUCACUUCAAUAUAGUAAGACUUUGUGGCUUCUGCCAAGAUAAAGAUGACUUGUACCUCGUGUACGAGUACAUGGCAAAUGGCUCCCUUCGGGAAUGGCUGAGCAGAAGAGGACCCCAGCAUAUGAAGAGCUGGAACCAACGCAUUCGUAUUGCACUUGAUGUUGCCAAUGGACUUCUCUAUCUCCACAACUUCGCAAACCCAGCUUACGUGCACAAUGAUGUAACAAGCAGCAAUGUUCUUCUUGACGGCAACCUGCGAGCAAAAAUUGCAAAUUUCAGUCUUGCAAGAGAAGCAAACUGCAGUGAUACAAAAAGGGUCAUGGGGACUAAAGGAUACAUGGCACCUGAGUGUCUUGAUGCCGGUCCAGUCACUUCCAAGGUCGAUGUAUACGCCUUUGGAGUAGUACUGCUGGAGCUGAUAACGGAUGAACUCCCAGUUUUUGAGCAGGAUGGCAGAGGAAGGCUUCUUUCAACAACAAUAACUGCUCUUAUGGAGACAUCGAAUGCAGAAACCGACCUAUGCCGUUUUGUUGCCUCUGGUCUCACUGAAAAUGGUGGGACAAAAUAUGCCAUCCAGGUGGUGAAGCUAAGCUUAAGCUGUUUGAUACAAGACCCUUCAGAUCGACCAGACAUGGUCGAGGUUGUCUCGAUUCUUCUGAAAAUGCAAUCUAUUAUACAUAAGCCACUCUAA
Messenger RNA from Salvia miltiorrhiza (redroot sage), 1770 nucleotides. Its product is annotated as lysM domain receptor-like kinase 4. The record is from RefSeq and is a predicted model, not a curated record. NCBI's taxonomy places the organism in Eukaryota, Viridiplantae, Streptophyta, Magnoliopsida, Lamiales, Lamiaceae. Gene Ontology annotation, biological process: protein phosphorylation. The transcript has a single exon. Bases 1 to 1770 code for a protein of 589 amino acids. Gene Ontology annotation, molecular function: ATP binding; protein kinase activity.